Molecule: messenger RNA, 1113 nt
Organism: Toxorhynchites rutilus septentrionalis
Lineage: Eukaryota; Metazoa; Arthropoda; Insecta; Diptera; Culicidae
Product: chymotrypsin-2-like
Exons: 4
Coding region: 1-1113 (370 amino acids)
Biological process (GO): proteolysis
Molecular function (GO): serine-type endopeptidase activity
Source: RefSeq, a predicted model, not a curated record
AUGCAACACACGACUAUCCUGUUCGUUUUCGGCUUGUUUGCAACACGAGCCGCCAUAAUUCGUCAUGAGUUCUCCGCGGGACAACAUCGAAUCUUUGGAGGCACAGACGCCGAGAAAGAUCAGUUUCCGUACCAGGUAUCGCUGCGUUCGCAACAGAACAGUCAUUUCUGUGGUGGGUCAGUUUUGAACAGUCGCUGGAUUCUCACCGCAGCGCACUGUACCGCUGGGAGAUCCCUCAGGAGUACGAUUGUAUGGGUCGGAACGCGAUAUCUGAACCAAGGUGGCGAAAGUUAUUCGUCGGAACGUUUCGUUCGUCAUCCGGAGUACAACGCAACGAACCUAGCCAAUGAUGUAUCGCUAAUCCGAGUUACAACGACAAUUAUGUUCUCUCCAUCAGUACAACCGGUUCAAUUGGGAACAGAGUUCAUUACCACCGCUCGAAACGCUCAAGUAUCUGGGUGGGGAUUGGCUUCGCUCCCUGGACUCCCGAUACCGAACAUCAUGCGAUGGAUACAACUGGACAUCAUCACAGUGGACGAAUGCCGUAGUCGUCACAAUGCUCUUCACGUUGCUCGAGUCCAUGACAACAUCAUUUGUACGCUGAGCCCAGAAGGUGUGGGAACAUGUGCAGGCAAUUCUGGUGGCCCCCUAAGCUACGGUGGCUCCCAGCAUGGUAUCGUUUCAUGGGGAGUGGCUUGCGCUCGUGGGUUUCCCGACGUAUACGCCCGUGUUUCGUCACAUUUGAAGUGGAUACUGGAGGAAGCUGCGAGGAACCAAUAUUAUCAGAAGCCACCAGUUCCUCCGAGGAAUCCAAUAGCAAUUCGCAAUGGUCCUGCGUAUCAAGAAAGAAAUCAUCCACAACCUCUACCAAGAAAUCCAUUCCAGCAACAAAAUCGACCGGAACCGAUGGAUGUUGUCCAUCCGUCCGGAACCGUCCAUUCAAACAAGGCAGAUGAGAAACAAGACGAUGUCACCGAAGAAUAUGAAGAAGAAAUUUUGGAUGGUGUAUCCAAUGAUUCUUCUUACGAGAGAUACAUCAGAGAAUAUGACCAACAUAAUGACGAGGACACAGCUUUUAAUGAAGACAAUGCAGAGUUUAAUUUUUUAGGUUAA